GGCCGUUGGUAAUUUUACGUCGCACGGUCAAAAGAUAUAGACGCAGAUAUUUAUGAAGAUGGCUGUAGAGAAGAUCAUGAUAAGUAUCCUCACGGUCCACGCCGGCGGUGCGUUCUUGCGAGCGCAGCCGCCGCACCUCCAAUGAUGCAACAGAGGUAGAGGAGUAGCGGCCGCUGCGGUAAAACCAUUGCUGCCAGCUACGAUAGGGCGGGGCCGAGCUAGGUGGAGGCGAAGACAGAACCAGGGGGAGACAAGUAAACGUGUGACGACAAAGAGAACGAAGACCGGAAGAAAGAACAAAGCACGAAGAACGACGAACGAAGCACACAAGUACGAGCGUCAAGCAGACGCACCCCGAAAGCCUCGGGCUGAAAGGAAGCGACUGAGAGAGAAAGAACGGCCACCAGGCAGCCCGACCGCGCUACACCGCUACCCACGUCAGCCGCUACUACCCACACGCGCCGCCUCCUGCAUAGCCCGGCACGCCCUAGCUGGCGGCGACGAGAAGACAACGCGCGACCAACAAGGCUAGACACAACAUAGUUGCAACGGCGACCACAGCACAAAACACACGAAGCGCAAAGAAGUCCGGCGAGGUCGUACGCUUUGCUUGCCCGGAGCGCAUCAAUACGAACAAGUAUCCGCACUAUUGCAACAGAAAGGGGAACGAGAUAAUCCCUCGCGCGACGACAGCCACAACAGUAAACAAGCAGUGAUCCCGCAAGCACGCGCGCACAGACGUUUUUUCAGUACAGUGGAGGAGUUCUGGUGAAUAUUUUCGAUGCGAAAUGUGUCAAGAAUUUCCGUCGCUCCUUCCUCCAGUGCUUAAAAGGAGGCAUCCCCUUCGUUAUCGACGGCGGCAACACUCCGGUCCCCCAGAAGCACAUCAAGCUUCUCUUCGACCAGAUCAAGCCAGGCCUCUGUUAAGCUUCUUCAUAGCCGACGUGUUAGUCUGAAAGCAAAAAAGGUAAGUGUAACAAGUUGGUCUUGAUUUAUCAACUUGAAGAUAGUUCUAAUCCUCGGAGAAACUGAUGGCUACUCCGGGGAAGGAGGAUCUGUUCGAUCCAGAGCUCGCUUUUUAUUCCGAUUUAGUCUUGGAGGACUUUGACGGUCCGGAUCUUAUGCGGCAUCGGUACUUAGAGGAAACAGUGGAAAAAUUUAAAAUUUCUUACUAUCAACCUCUGAAAUACCAGAUACGGAGUUCUUCAAUAUGUGGACCACAUUGAAGUGCCAUACGCAGUAAAACCCGUGGACGACGACCAUGUUGUAGUGGAGCUGCAUAGGCAUAGCAGUAUUCCAUGAUCUUCUCAAGUGGCAUUUUACCCAGCAGUGGAGGACGAGAUCUAGACGGGCUAGAAGGAGAGAAAUACUUGCUUUUUGAACUUCUUCUAGUAGAAGAUGAAGAAAGUAAACGAAAUUUAUUUUAGUUUCUCUGCAUUAGCACGCGUAGUAGUGAUAGUGAAAGCGGUAGUCCACGACAAGUCUGUCAUAUUUGAGAGCACCUACUAGAAAAAACCACUGCGGCUACAGUGGACUAAAUGAAGCAUCUUCGUGGUACUAGAACAGAACACUGUGGAUCCAGUACGUAGUACUGGAAGAAAACACUGUACUAAAUGAAGCAUAUUCACGCAACACGGGCUUCCGGGAAACGAGAGAGAUGGCAUUGCAAGUCACCAAGUGAGAUCUGGAUCCUCGUGCGGUCCUCAUUGAUCCUCGAAAAGGAAAACCGAUUCUCCCGUGUCCACUAAACAAGCGAUCCCUCCCACCGCCCCUUCCCCGCUUCGGCCGACGGUUUUUUUAGGUCCAAUGAAAUUGUUUUCGAACCACGUACUUCGAUUAGCAUCUGAACUUCAUCAUAGUUUUAGUUUCCCG
This is a messenger RNA of Amoebophrya sp. A25, 1872 nucleotides long. The record is from the annotation of a GenBank genome assembly. Lineage: Eukaryota; Dinophyceae; Syndiniales; Amoebophryaceae.